CGAUGAUUUAAUUUCUCAUUGUGUAAAAAAUGAAAUGAAUACUCGAAUUCGAUUUUCGUUUGCGUGUGUUAUAUUUAUUUCAUUAUAUUUAUGCGAUGAGGCGUAUAGAAAAAUCGAUUUUGUUGAACCUGUACGAAACUUAAGCGUCAAAGCAGUGCAAGAUGAGAGGUAUACAAACAGUAGGGAUGCCUAUAAAUAUUUGAAAUUGAACAUAUCUUGGUUACCUGCGAACAGUAACAGAAGUCCAUCCUACUACAGCAUUAUAAUCACAACCGUACCAAACAUGGAAAAACCAAACGCAGAAUGUCCAGAGGGAUCAAGUUUUUAUACGGUACACAAUAAUAAACAAUUUAAUGUGCUCCUGCCAGAGACAAAUGAGUUGGAGGAUCUGCCAGACGUACAUAUUCAACCUGGUUGUUCUUACAAAAUAGAAGUUAUCGCAAACCCAAGAACAAAGCAUAUGAUAAAUAUACCUCAAGUUUUGUAUACAGUUCCAGAAUGCAUAGGUGAUACGUGUAGCUGUUUCAUAGCUAAAUCGCCAGUUCCAAAAGUGAACGUUAUUCAAAAAGGAUAUCGAAUGGUUGUAAACUGGACAGCUCCUAAUGCUUCCGAUGUUUCUUUUUAUCUGAUCAGUAUUGGAGUAUCUCGUUCAACCUCAAAAAAAGGGUUACCCAUAUAUAAUAACGUAACAAAGAUAGGAGAAGUGCCUGCAGGAACAACAACGUUCUUAUGGAAUUUAAGCUCCACUGAAAAAUAUACAAAAGUUAAAGGUGGUUAUAAAGUGAUAAUUAACGCUGUGAACAAUCAUGACUGCAUCGGAAGAGGAGGAAGUUUCAUUAUAAAUUCUACGUUAUUCAAUGUCAAAACUAAUAUUAUGAAUCAUAAUGUAUGGAUCAUAUUAUGCGGAGUACUAAGUGGAUGCAUUUUAUUCGGUGUUUUGAGCUUGAUAUUAUAUCCUAAGCACGACUUCUUAUCAUUUGGUAAUAAAACCAAUGCCCGGAUACGUAGAAUUUAUAGAUACAAAUCUCAUUGGGCAGAAGCAAUUCUUCAAAAGGAUAACAUUCUAUAUGGUUUAUAUGGAUCUGAGGGGGUACAUAAAGAAGAAACUGACAAACUACAAGUACCAUUCAAAAAUAUCAAAUUGAUACGCGAAUUGGGUGCAGGACAAUUUGGAAAAGUGUAUCUUGGCUGUUUAAAUGACAAAAAUAACACUUUGAUAGCUGUGAAAAUGUCCCAAGAAAAUAUUCUGUCUCCUAAAUUGGAAAUUCAACAGCAGUUUCUAAAGGAGAUUGAAAUAAUGAGAAUGGCAGGAACGCAUCCAAAUUUAGUAGAUCUUUUGGGGUACUGUAUUCAGCCGAAUGGAUCGAUAUGCAUUUUACUGGAAUACAUGCAAGGCGGAGACUUAUUAACUUAUUUACAUACAUUUCAAGGAAAAGAGAAGAGCGAUAAACCUAUGCAGGUCAAUGAAAUUGUUUUGGAAAGAUUACUUAAACCAAACGUUUCAGAAACUUUGUAUGCUUCUAUAUGUCCUAUCGUACCAAACAAUAUGAAUGCCAACAAACUUGGACAAUACACAAACAUUACUGGCAGCGAAGAAGAAGAACAUUGGAUUGGGCAAAUGGAAGAGUAUCAGUUUUUGAAAUUUGCCACAGACAUCGCAGCAGGUAUGGAACACUUGGAGCUUAAAGGAAUUACUCAUAGAGAUCUUGCAGCCAGAAACAUUCUUCUUAGCGCAGAUUUAACUGUUAAGAUUUCUGAUUUUGGGCUUUCGCGUAAUGGUAUAUACAUGAUAAGAAAUAUUGAAGAAAAAUCACGUCGUCUUCCAAUAAGAUGGAUGUCACCAGAAGCCAUACGAGAUCGUACUUUUUCAUCAAAAAGCGACGUAUGGUCCUACGGGAUAGUACUUUGGGAAAUCAGUACUUUAGGAGCUUUUCCCUAUUCAAACGUGCAGGAUGAUCGUGUGUUACGUUACAUUAUCCAUGAGAAUGGUCGUUUAGAGAAACCAGAUGACGUUCCGCUGUGUAUUUAUAACCUAAUGUGUUCCUGUUGGGCUGCGGAACCCGAAGAUAGGCCAAAUUUCACGCAACUUCUUUCCGAAUUAAAAACAACGACCGCUUCGUUAAAUUCUCUUCGAUCAAUAUCCAAUCCCUGUUAUGCGUUAUCGUUUAUAAACGAAAACACGUAACGCUGAUAGUGGCUGCUGUUUCGUAAACAUUUCAGAAAUACAUUUAAAACAAGUGUUUGGAAAGAGUAUCUGUAUAUGGAAAAAGAUGUGUAUGAAAUGAUUAAUAAAACAAAAUGUUACUCACUGUUU
Osmia lignaria (orchard mason bee) is the source of this 2314-nucleotide messenger RNA. RefSeq names its product mast/stem cell growth factor receptor kita. Gene Ontology annotation, biological process: positive regulation of kinase activity; cell surface receptor protein tyrosine kinase signaling pathway; protein phosphorylation. The record is from RefSeq and is a predicted model, not a curated record. Lineage: Eukaryota; Metazoa; Arthropoda; Insecta; Hymenoptera; Megachilidae. Gene Ontology annotation, cellular component: plasma membrane; signaling receptor complex. Gene Ontology annotation, molecular function: transmembrane receptor protein tyrosine kinase activity; ATP binding.